AUGCUUCGGUUACACGGUAUGAUGUUCUUGUUGCUGUCGAUUAGGUCCCAUGCAGCAAUACCAGCCGAGGAUACUGUGUUUUUUGAUGCUGAUACCGAAGAUAUCACUGCUGAAGAUGAGGACGGAGUCAAUAGAACAGAAAUUUAUCCUGAAACAACUCCUAGUAGCCAGGGCGACACGCUUUCCCAGCUUCAUUUUUCUGCAGUUAUCGAUGACGACACAACGACAACAGCAGGAUUUCUCCAGGAAGUGAAGGAUUUGGAUUCGUCCACUCAAUCAGCUGCGACAGAUAGCGGGACUACGGCUGAAGACGUUCAAUCAACGGAACGUCCUACGAGUUCCUCGGAUACGUUUUACGAGGGAAAAAUUCAGGAUACAACGUCGGAGGUGACCGUCACCGAUCCGGUCACAGCUACAUCUACUUCAAGUCCUGCGGAUGAUUUUUAUAAAAAGAUUUCGGAGCAACUCGACAAUUUCCCUCGUAAACAUCUACCAAAGGUAUCCAGGCAUAUCUACCGUACUUCUGGUGAACACAAAUUAGCAUGA
Messenger RNA from Necator americanus (New World hookworm), 546 nucleotides. RefSeq lists its product as uncharacterized. The transcript is spliced from 7 exons. The coding region runs from base 1 to 546 and encodes 181 amino acids. Lineage: Eukaryota; Metazoa; Nematoda; Chromadorea; Rhabditida; Ancylostomatidae. The record is from RefSeq and is a predicted model, not a curated record.